AUGGGCAUUUCUGAAGCUCAGGGACUGCAGAGAGACAGGGAGAUUUCACAUCACAGAAGCACAAGCUUCCAUCGGACAUCUGCACAGCUGAAAUGGCCCACGGCCGCCCUGUCCCCGCGGAACAUCCCGAGGCCGGCCCCCACAGGAGCCAGCCUCUUGCAGGCAGGCUUCUCUCACCUUCUGCCUUCCUGGCCCUUCUCUCUGCCCCUCCUCUUUCCUCCCUCACAGCAGCUGAAGCCUCUGCGUGGUGGCCCAGGGGCAGAGAGAGAUUUCAUUGCGCUGCUCACAACAGCGCGUGAUUUAAAACUAGUGAAUUGUUGGGGGACGGGGAGGGGCGCGGCUGGCCGGUCGUCCCCACGGCCGGCCGCGGCGCUGGAGCCCGGCGAGCCCGCGAAGGGGAAGCUCUUUAAGCUCCUAGGCAUUUUCGGUGUUGAAAAUUUUCCCUGUGCCCGGGAUUCAAUAUUGUAUGGUUCAUUAGGAUCUGUUGUGGCUGGCUUUGGACACUUUUUUAAAUUGUUGUUAACUAGUAGAAUUAGAAGAUCAUGUGAUGUUGGAGUAGGAGGAUUUAUUUUAGUGACUUUGGGAUGCUGGUUUCACUGUAGAUAUAAUUAUGCAAAGCAAAGAAUCCAGGAAAGAAUUGCCAGAGAAGGAAUGAAAAAUAAGAUAUUAUAUGAAAAUACCCACCUUGAUCCUGAAAGAAAACAAAGCAAGAGCAACAGCAGCAAUUGAACAACCUUGAGCAGAGAAAACCAGACUCCCUCAAGUCAGCGUGAACAAAGCUAAGUUCAACCACGGGAAACAUUUUGUGUACAAUCAGGUCUCA
Piliocolobus tephrosceles (Ugandan red Colobus) is the source of this 823-nucleotide messenger RNA. RefSeq lists its product as uncharacterized. Gene Ontology annotation, cellular component: mitochondrion; mitochondrial inner membrane. The transcript is spliced from 2 exons. Lineage: Eukaryota; Metazoa; Chordata; Mammalia; Primates; Cercopithecidae. Bases 1 to 729 code for a protein of 242 amino acids. Gene Ontology annotation, biological process: mitochondrial respiratory chain complex IV assembly. The record is from RefSeq and is a predicted model, not a curated record.